Styela clava is the source of this 5300-nucleotide messenger RNA. Lineage: Eukaryota; Metazoa; Chordata; Ascidiacea; Stolidobranchia; Styelidae. The record is from RefSeq and is a predicted model, not a curated record.
GUUAAUAAAAUAAAAUUUCCAUGUCCUAAUCAUAAGACAGUGGAGUAAAAUAAAUAUCCAAUCAAAGAUGAGUGGGCUACGAGUAAUCAUUGUAGGAGUCUUCGUUGGACUGAUUAUAAUGUUAACCACGAAUCUGGAUGUCAUCCGCUUGAAAAUGUCAACAAAAGACUCGGUGGUAAUAGAAAGAUUUCGAACACGGAGGGCUAUUGGACACAAACCUCCUUUGGUAUUUGGAGAAUGCGGAGGAAGCUCAUACGGAAGAUUUGGUUGGUUGGCAUCACCUAACUUUCCAGGAAGUACAUAUCCGGCAUUAUCAAGCUGCAAUUGGACAGUCUCAGUUUACCCCAGAAUGGUCAUUCGGUUUGACUUCGUAUUUAUGGACAUGGAAGACGCCCCGGUUCAAAAGAGAGGAAGCUGUUAUGCAGAUUAUAUCAUGUUGAGAGAAGGACCAAACGAGGGAGAUCCUUUAGUUGGGGAUCAAAGGUUUUGUGGAUUUGACACAAAAUUCAAUUCAGUUUAUUCAAAAUCGAAUAAAGUUUGGGCUUAUUUUGCUUCCGAUGGAGACAUAGAGGGAGAAGGAUUUGCCGUGAGAUGGACAGCAGUUGAACCACCAACAAUUCAAUUUAAUUGUGAUUUUGAAUCGAUAAAUGAUCUAUGUAUGGGUUGGGAACAAAGUACGGAAGAUCAAUUCGAUUGGGUAACUCACCAUGGACUGACCCAGUCCGGAAAAACCACGGAGACCGGACCAACAAGAGACCACACACUUAAUAGCGCCCUUGGAACAUAUGCAUACAUUGAAGCAUCGGGUCGUAGAAAAGGCGAAAAAGCGAUUUUAAUGAGUCCACCGAUACGAAUCCGAAAUCCAAUCCAAUGCUUCAAAUUCUGGUAUCAUAUGAGAGGCGAUACAAUGGGAAUACUGAAGGUAUACAUGAAACAAGUUAUUCCAGAUGUCAGCAACACUACUGCUGAACUCAUAUUCAACAAAACUGGUGAUUUUGGGGAUAGAUGGAAACGAUCAUUUAUAAAUGUAACGUCUUCACCACACAGAGUACAGUUUCUCUUUGAAGGAAUUCGAGGUUCAAGUUACAAAGGAGACAUGGCCAUUGACGAUAUUUCUAUAACACGCACUCCAUGUCCAGCCCCUGUAAUAAGAACCACUACUACUACAACAACAACCAUAGCAACAACGACCACUAGAAAGCCAAGAACUAAAAAGGUUCGCAGGCCUAAACCAACUGCGACGAAGAAACCACGGAGAACAACAACUCAACGGCCUCGACCAACCAGACGACGGCCACGACCCAUAACAACAACCCCUCCAUCAAAAAAAUGUGCUGGACAAUACGAAUGUUUAAUUGUUGGUAACUGUAUUCCGCUGAGUUACUUCUGUGACGGUGUCCCGGAUUGCUUACAAAAGGAAGACGAAGCAAAUUGUACCACGUCCGCCGCGACAACUACUGCCGUACCGUUGAAUGCCUGGAACCAAUGGGGACCGUGGACAGCAUGUGCGGUAACCUGCGGCGGGGGAUCUAUAGAACGGACGAGAACAUGCAAUAGUGCACAGCAGGAUGACUUUGACGCUUGCGAUGGAAGUUCGAUGGAAGCGAUGGAAUGCAAUACACGAAUUUGCCUGAGUUGGAACGAAUGGCAAAACUGGGGAAGUUGUACAAAUCUUGUGACUCGGGAAUUCAGACAAGAAGUAGAGAAUGCAAUGGUGGAGAACAGGGACAGAUUGGGGAUUCAGGCUGUGAUGGCAACAGCACAGAAACGAAAGAAUGUAUUCGUCCCAAUACCCCAGCAUGUCCAGAAUGGACCGACUGGGAUUUAUUUGGCCAAUGUAGCGUUUCAUGUGGAGGAGGAAAAAAGACUAGACUCCGAUAUUGUCGACAGGAAGACAAAAAAGGAGAAGGAUGUCCAGGAAGUUCGACGGAUACAGAAGACUGUAAUUCACAAAAAUGCCCAGCUACAAAAAUGCAAAGCUGCAAGAAAUUUAACUGUGCAAUUGUUCGGUUCAGAAUGGGCUGAUUGGGCCCCAUAUAGUCGAUGCAGUUUGUCUUGUGGAGGUGGUUACCAUGGAAGAAGAAGACAGUGUAUGUUGAGCGGUACAUUAGCUAACGGGUGUUCUGGUAACUCCAUUGAAAGUGGAUUGUGCAACCAACAACCGUGCCCUGUAAUGCUCAUGUUUAGUUAUAGUUCUAGUUUAGGCCCCAACAUGAGGUUUCCAAAUUUACUCUUUUUGAGUACGUUUAUUUACUUAUUUGCACCAUCUAUGAGUGCUUGGAGUGAUUGGGGUAAGUGUAGUGCCUCAUGUGGAGCAGGCGUAAGAACACGAAGAAGAAAAUGUGAGGACAAUGAACUCGAAUGUGAUCCCGGAACCUUUGUUAAAGAAACGAAAGAAUGCUACACACCGCCAUGUGGAGCUUUAUCUUGCUACGAAGGAAUGUCAUCUAUGACUGGAGGUAUCGAGGUUGUCAACAAUUUUAAAUUGAGGGAAUGUCCCGAAAUUACUUUAGCUCCAAAAUCUAGAGAUGGAUCUGGACGUAAAGGUCUUCAAUGUUCCAUGACAACUCUGAAAGUGAAUCAUGCAGGAGUUGAGGUUAACAUGCUCCAAGGAACAUGUUUGAACGACGAAUUAUGUUCAACAAUGAAUUGCAAUCGGUAUUCAAAAAUGAUGAAACAAUACAACAUCAUAUCUUGCGAGACAAAAUGUUGUAAACGAGAUGGAUGCAAUGACCCAGAUCGUUUUAAAUCAGAUGUUGGUGAUCCCAAGGAUCCGGACCCGUGCGAAAUAUCAGCGUGUCAGAACGGAGGAUCGUGCAUAACAAUUAGAGGAGCUGGAGGUCUUCCUGAUUAUGUUUGUGCCUGCCCAAGUGGAUUCAGAGGGAAAAAUUGUACCGAAGCUGCAGCAAGAGUUUGCUACACCGGUGUAUCCACGAGAAACGCAGUUGAACCAAGCAACGCUCUCAUGCUUCCAACAUCAUGUGCAUCGUCAGCUGAUUCCUGCAUGAUUGCUACAGUUAUGACUAAUGUUGGCGGAUUGGCAGCAUACGUUGAUACUGCACAGUGCGCCAAUGGAGCCAUUUGUAAAGGACUUACGUGUGAUACUUUGAAGAAGACGAUGCCAAAUUUCAACGUAGUCGACUGUAAAAUUAUAUGCUGUGACACAGAUCUAUGUAAUACUGCUCCGAUGGACUUACCAGUCUUUACAACAACUCCGUACACGACGACAAAACGGCCAAAAACAACACGGAAACCCAGAACAAAGCCACCACGAAGAACCAGAAAACCAAAAACACCAAAACCAUCCAAACGACCACAACGUACCACGACACCCAAGACAACAACAAAGCCGACACCAACUACCACAGUCGACACAUCAGGACCACAUUGGAGUCAAUGGCAAGAUUGGCAGAGAUGUACCCACAGCUGUGGUUCAGAUGGAAUAAAACAAAGAUUUCGUUUCUGCAUGAAAGGAGCACCAGGAAUGGCAGGUUGCAUGCCAAAAGAAGGAAUGAUUGAAAAGGAACCAUGCAAUACAGAAAAAUCUUGUAUAAAUUGGAGAGAAUGGAACAGUUGGCAAUCUUGUUCUCGUUCAUGCGGAGGUGGGAAACAAGAGAGAAGAAGAUCGUGUGAUGGUGGGGCUCCGAACAGUGGAAACUGUAUGGGAAACGAUUUGGAAGAACAACAAUGUAAUCAACAUUCUUGCGACGGUCCACCACCAACUACGACAACCACAACAACAACAACAACAACAACUACCACUACUACACCAACUACCACCGCGACUACAACAACGCAAGCAGCAGCUAAGCCAAAACGAGCAAGGUGGGAGAAAUGGAGUGAUUGGGAUACGUGCAGCGUAACUUGCGGUCAAGGUACGCAAGAAAGAUCUCGUUCCUGUAUUGGAGGAAGACUUGGAAGACGAGGUUGCAGAGGCGGUGCCAAACAGAAAAGAGAUUGCAACGAUGGCGAUUGUGUGACAACAACUGAAGCUACCAUCCCAGCCUCGACUGCAAAGCCAAAAGCUCGUUGGGGUGACUGGGGCGAUUGGGAAACAUGCAGUGUUACAUGUGGUAAGGGUACGACUAAAAGAUCGCGUGCCUGCAUGCAUGGUAAAAUUGGAAGAAAGGGAUGCAGAGGCAAAAGGAAUGAAAAGAAAUCUUGCGAUAAAGGACUGUGUCUCGUUUUAACUACGACUUCGGCUGCACCCAGUACCGAGGUACAAUGUAUGAAGCGCGACACGAAGGCAUCCAGAAGAAAUGGCCGUCGAUGUCCAUUUGAAUGUUCUGCCGAUAGCAAUUGUGAUGAUGGAGAGAAAUGCGUUUGUGAUGGACUUUGUGGCAAAACUUGUCAAGAUACCACGCGGAAAUGUAUAAAUAUUCUUUCUGUCGAAGAAGACGGUACUAAAGUAUCUUGCUCAAACGGAAUAUUUGUUGGAUCAAAAUGUACAUUUUCGUGUGAAAGAGGAUAUGAAUUGAAAAAUGGUCCUGAUGUUUAUUGCCAAGGAUCGACAAAAUGGACGAAUCAAAGAAAAAUACCAAAAUGUGUUUCCUCUGGACCUAUACCAGAAACGACAACCUCUGCUUUUAUUGCUGCAAUUACAACUGCUUCACCUAUUUCUCCAGCCCAAAAAUGCACUUUCAAAAACGAUGCACAAGAUUCUUGCUGCGGAAAAAUUCCACAUAUUUCUAAGAAAACUCGAUGUUGUAAUGGGAAAGUUCGUCCUGCAGGACCAAGCAUGACGGACUGCUGUGGUACCAGACCAUACAACCCUAAAAAAUCAGGAUGCUGCGUAAAAAGUUUAUAUAAGAAAUCCAACCAGAAAUGUGAAGAUGGCAAAGUGGUGAAGAAAUAAUAUAGUUCCAGUUCGCAGAUUUUUCUACCGGCAUCAUGCUUAGACAAUUUAUUGUCAACCUGUUAUCCACACUGUUUACAAAUGUACCUUUUAUGUAUUUUAUAAACAUCUAUACGGAAAAUGAGCAUUAAUCUUUUUAUUUUUGAAAUUUCGAACCUAACAUUCUGAAUCUACUGAUGGUAAUUAACGCAACAUGCAAAUGCCAUUUCAAAUGCUACGGUCGAUAGCCUGGACAGCGGUCUGGAAAAGUCAUUCUACACCAAAGUAGACAAUAAUAUCAUGUUUAUCAUACUAAAUUAAUUGUACUAAUUAAUUUUUCACUCGUUGCAUAGUUACAAUUGAAAAAAAAAUAUCAAAUUGAAUUAUGUAUUAAGAAUAACUUUAUUUUCAAGCUUCAACCGCCAAUAGUUGGACUUGUUUAAAUAAACAAUACUUUCCUAACGCA